CGCUUCAAGGCGCAGGCGCGGGGAGGGGUUGGGGGAGGAGGGAAAGCGGCGAGUAAGAUGGAAGAUGAGGAGGUCGCUGAGAGCUGGGAGGAGGCGGCAGACAGCGGGGAAAUAGACAGACGGUUGGAAAAAAAACUGAAGAUCACACAAAAGGAGAGCAGGAAAUCCAAAUCUCCUCCCAAAGUGCCCAUUGUGAUUCAAGACGAUAGCCUCCCCACGGGCCCCCCUCCACAGAUCCGCAUCCUCAAGAGGCCCACCAGCAACGGUGUGGUCAGCAGCCCCAACUCCACCAGCAGGCCAGCCCUUCCUGUCAAGUCCCUAGCACAGCGGGAGGCAGAGUACGCAGAGGCCCGGAGGCGGAUCCUGGGCAGUGCCAGCCCUGAGGAGGAGCAGGAGAAGCCCAUCCUCGACAGGCCAACCAGGAUCUCCCAGCCCGAAGACAGCAGGCAGCCCAGUAAUGUGAUCAGACAGCCUUUGGGUCCUGACGGGUCACAAGGCUUCAAACAGCGCAGAUAAAUGUGGACAAGAAAGGAUGCCACCGCCACCGCCACCAUCGCCUCCUGGAUUGUCUGCCAUGGGUUGCACUGCCGUGGCAGAUGUCUGGACUUGAGCAGAGGGAACGACCUGACUUACUUGCACUGUGAUCCCCCUUGCUCCGCCCACUGUGACCUUGAACCCCAUGCACUGUGACCUCUGCCUUUCCCCCUUCCCUCUGUGAUUGGUGUGUUGACAAGGGCUGUCCCAAGUCAAUAGAAAGGGAAAGGGUGGGGACUAGGGGAGGAUUGGGGGAACCUACCAAGGACUCAGAGUAGAGGGUCAGACAGUGCCAUUUGGCCACUUGGGGUAAAGCCAGUGCCAGCAAUAACAGUUUAUCAUGCUCAUUAAUUUGGGAUUUCAAACACAAAUGAGAACUCCCCCCACCCACCCCAAGUGCAUGUCGCCAUCACUUAAAAGUAAGUUCCAUUGAAAAUAUCCUUUCCUUUUUUUUUUUUCUUCCUAUUUUUGUUUAUACAAAUACCUGAUUUGCAAGAAAAAGUGCAUGGAAGAGGUUUUAGCAGUUUAAUGAAUUUUUAAUUGAGAAAGGGUAGUUUGGUAGUCACUUAAAGAUGUUUCUAGGGAAUUUGCUAGAAACGUUAACCAAUAGGAUUUUUGAAAGCUUAGCUUCUGUAUUCCUACUGCCGCCCAGAAAGGGGGCUGGGCUUGGGAGCCCCCCCAUAGAUGAGCAUCUGUGCCUAUAUUGCCUUCCUCCAGAUAAGUCCCAGUUAAGUUGCCUAGAGAUAGCUCUGAGAGCCUGGGGGAGGGUGCCAACCCCACCUUAGUCUUGUGGGAGAUGGGGAAAGUGGCAGGCUUCCCUUCCCAUACCCCUCAGGGUGGCUCUCUACCAGUCAGCUUUGCUGCUUCUAGGGGAGGGCAAGGAGGACUCUGGGCUCAGAAAGGCAGCGGUGACACUUGUCCAGUGUUUGCUGUCUGCACGAGCCCAGGAGAGAGUCUGGCUUUAGAACUCCAGGCCUGUGCCUGGUGUGGUCAGAAGGUCGAUAGGCCUGUCCCUUCCAGCAAGACUGGAGUACUUAAGGAUCUGUGGCAUGCCACGUGUGUUGAUGGUCCUGGCUCAGAAACUGAAAACUGGUACAUUUCCUGGGUGAAAUGAGUACCGUAGUAGAGCAGUUGGAGAAGAGUUGGGAAAAGAAAAACUUUGCAUUGCAAAGGCAGAUGGCUGAUAGGCUCCUCAAAGGCCUCGGAUGCCCAUUCCCUUCUCAGAGUGAGGCUGGCAUGAAGGCCAUUUUUGUCCCCAAGCCUGAGAUUUGCUUUGGGUCUUGAUGGGAGAGGCUUGAGAAG
Acomys russatus (golden spiny mouse) is the source of this 1836-nucleotide messenger RNA. RefSeq names its product SUZ RNA binding domain containing 1 (gene Szrd1). NCBI's taxonomy places the organism in Eukaryota, Metazoa, Chordata, Mammalia, Rodentia, Muridae. The record is from RefSeq and is a predicted model, not a curated record. The transcript is spliced from 4 exons. The coding region runs from base 58 to 516 and encodes 152 amino acids.